AUGAUAAGCUUGCUGCCGCCCAUGUCCGAGCUCCAGGACGACGGCGCCGGCGGAAAUGGCCAAGACGAAGCCGCCGCCUCCGCCUCGCCGGUCAAGCGCCACCGCAGGUCGCCGGCGCCAGAGCCCACCUCCGUGCUCUACAACCGCAGCCCCAGCCCGCCCACGUCCUCCUCCCUGGCCUCCUCCUCCGCGCCCGAGCCGCCGCCCAUCAGCGCCGAGGACUGGGAGGCCGUCCUCUCCGGCGGCGACAUGUCCGCGCCACCAGCCGCCGAGCGGUCUCAAGACACCUCUUUCCUCCGCUGGAUCAUGGACGCCGACGCCCAAGUCGACGCCUUUGAUCCCUUCCUGCCUCCGCCGCCUUGCCAAGAGACCGCCGCCGUCGAGGCCUUCUUGCCGCCGCAGCUCCAGCUACCCGUGGCCGAGGAGGACCUUGAGUCAGGGGCGGCGGCGGUGGACGAGCUCCUCGAGGCGGCACGCCGCGCCGACGUCGGGGACUCCACUGGCUCGCGCGAGAUAUUGGCGCGGCUCAAUUACCGGCUCCCCUCGCCGCCGACGGCGCCGGGGCACCCGCACCCUCCUCUCCUCCGUGCCGCCGCUCACCUCCGGGACGCGCUCCUGCGCCUCCUCGUCACGACCGCGCCCGCCGCGGGCCUCCCGCCCGGCUCCUCCGUCUCGACCCCGCUCGACGUCGCGCUCAAGGUCGCCGCGCACAGGGCACUGGCGGACGCGUCGCCGACCGUCCAGUUCGCCAGCUUCACGUCCACGCAGGCGCUCCUCGACGCGCUCGGCGCCGCGCGCCGCGUGCACGUCGUCGACUUGGACGUCGGCUUCGGCGGUCGGUGGGCGCCGCUCAUGCAGGAGCUCGCACUCCAGUGGCGCCGAGAGCCCGUCUCGCCGCUGCCGCUGCCGCCGCCGUGCUUGAAAGUGACGGCAUUGGUGUCGCAGGGGUCAGCGCACCCCUUGGAGCUCCACCUCACGCACGAGGGCCUGACGCGCUUCGCCGCCGACCUCGGCAUCUCGUUCGAGUUCAACGCCGUCGCGUUCGACCCCUCUGACCCGUUGCCCCCCACGGGGUUGUCCGUCGCGCCCGGCGAGACCGUCGCCGUUCACCUCCCCAUCGGCUCCGGGACUCCGUUGCCGACGACUCUCCGCGUCGUGAAGCAGCUCCGGCCCGCCGUCGUGGUGUGCGUCGACCACGGAUGCCACCGCGGCGACCUUCCGCUGUCGCAUCACGCGCUCAACGUCGUGCGCUCCAGCGCGGCGUUCCUCGAGUCGCUGGACGCGGCCGGCGCGCCGGCGGACGCGGUGGCGAGGCUGGAGCAGUACGUCCUGCGUCCCAGGGUGGAGCGCCUGUUGCUAGGCGACAGGAUGCCUCCGUGGCAGACCAUGCUUGCCUCCGCCGGAUUCGCGCCGGUGCAGCUCAGCAACGCCGCUGAGGCGCAGGCCGAGUGCCUUGUCAGGCGCACGCCCUCGCCGGGCUUCCAUGUGGAGAAGCGGCAAGCGGCACUUGCACUGCGGUGGCAGGAAUCGGAGCUGGUGACGGUGUCGGCGUGGCGGUGUGAAGAUGAAUUACUGAUUCCGGCACUGGGACAGUUCCCGUAA
Molecule: messenger RNA, 1602 nt
Organism: Miscanthus lutarioriparius
Lineage: Eukaryota; Viridiplantae; Streptophyta; Magnoliopsida; Poales; Poaceae
Source: the annotation of a GenBank genome assembly